UUGCAGUGCAGUCGGCGUUUGCAAGUGGCAAGAGGCGCACGAGCGGGGUUCUUACUGUAUUCACUUACCUACCUCAAGCUUAAUACCAUGUCACGUCCGAGUACUGACUCCCCCAAACCAGCUAAGUGUCAGACCAAACAAGCUGGGGCACCAGGCAGGGGUAAAGGGCUGAAAGACAUUCGUAUUGAUGAAGAAGUUAAGAUUGCUGUCAGUAUUUCUUUGGAGAGGUUUCAAUACAGUGAUCAAAAUGAAAUGGAGUUUCCCUCAUCCUUGUCCAGCACGGAACGGGCUUUUAUUCAUCGCUUGGCCCAAUCCUUGGGAUACGUCUCUAAAAGCCGAGGGAAAGGAUCUAGCAGGACCCUCACUAUCAGGAAAAAGGAAGGCUCGGAAACUGCCCAGUCCAUCAUGAUUUUUAACUUUUCUCACAAUUCAAAGCAUGUGGUGCGUAGCCUCUUGCAGAGGUUCCCCAUCACCAAUAAAGAGCGUAUCGACCUGCUGCCUUGCACAGAGAGGGGCUUGUCGGUGGCAAUGGAGACGGAGAACAGUCGUGACAAAAACAGGACUAGCGGACGCCUCAACAAUGGCAUCCCCCAGAUACCCCAAAGGAGGGCGCGCUCUGAGCUGGACUUCUUCCGUUGCUCACUACCCGUGUAUGAGCGCCAGGAAGAGAUUGUCCAGGUCAUUAAAGACAACCGUGUGGUCUUGGUGGUCGGUGAGACGGGCUCUGGGAAAACCACCCAGAUUCCGCAGUUCCUUUUGGAUGACUGCAGUAAGAACGGAAUCCCCUGUCGGAUAUUCUGCACCCAGCCUAGGCGUCUUGCAGCCAUUGCUGUAGCAGAGAGGGUGGCAGCAGAGAGGGGAGAGAGCAUUGGUCAAACCAUUGGCUACCAGAUCCGUCUUGAAAGCAGGGUUUCUCCCAAGACAUUGCUGACCUUUUGCACCAGUGGGGUCCUGCUGAGGACCCUGAUGGCUGGAGAUGCCACACUUACCACAGUCACACAUGUCAUUGUAGAUGAGGUUCACGAGCGGGACGGCCUAAGUGACUUUCUGUUGACCAAAAUGAGGGACAUGCUCCAGAAAAUGCCCACCCUGAAGCUCAUCCUUUCCAGCGCUGCCCUGGAUGUGGACCUUUUCCUCCGAUACUUUGGCUCCUGCCCUGUCAUCCACAUCAAAGGACGGCCAUUCGAAGUCAAGGAACUCUUCCUGGAGGACAUCUUGAGAACCACCGGUUAUGCAAACAAAGACAUGAUGAAAUACAAGAAAGAAAUUCAGAGGGAAGAAAAACAGCAGACAUCUCUGACAGAGUGGUGUAAUGUCCGAGGAAGGGGGUCCCGUAAGAAGACCCAUAGGGAGUGGAGUGCAGGCUCUUCUUGUUUUCUCCAUGAGAAUGACCUUCUGGACGAUGGAGGGGACGGAGUCUUCAACCAACAUAAUGAGAAAGACACAGGGUCUUUGGACCCCUGGCUGCUGAAGGAGAUGGACGCCUGCAUCUCAGACAUCUUUCUGAACCAGGAUGCAGAUGCCUUUGUUCAGUUGUUCAACCUCAUCCUCAGCGAGAACGUCAGUGUGGACUACAUGCACAGCGAGAAAAGCGCCACUCCCCUCAUGGUAGCGGCGAGCCGAGGCUUCAUCAGUCAUGUUGAGCAGCUGCUCAGUAUGGGAGCCAGCGUCAACCUCAAGUCUUCCAAUGGCUGGACUGCACAGGACUGGGCCAAGCAUUUCGAUCAGUUCGAGGCUGUGGAUCUACUUGAAUCUCACCAAUCAUCCCUGGAGUCAGGGAAGCUGGACGAGUUAUCUCUGGUGCAGUCAGCCAGCAAUGAGCUUAGCGCAGAGGACCAGGAACUGCUUAAGGUCUACCACCACAGUUUUGAUGAUGAGAAGGUGGACCUGGACAUCAUCAUGCACCUGCUUCACAACAUCUGCACCAGCUCUGACGAUGGUGCUGUUUUAAUCUUCCUUCCUGGAUAUGAUGAGAUUGUUGGACUGAGGGACCGCAUCCUCUACGAUGAUAAACGAUUCGUAGAUCAUUCUCAAAGGUAUCUGGUCUUUACCCUCCAUUCUAACAUGCAGACAUCAGACCAGAAGAAAGUGUUAAAGAACACUCCCGUUGGCGUUCGCAAGAUUAUUCUGUCCACUAACAUUGCAGAGACCAGUAUCACUGUAAAUGAUGUGGUCUUUGUCAUUGACUCUGGAAAAGUGAAGGAGAAGUCCUUUGACGCCCUGAACCACGUGACCAUGCUGAAGAUGGUGUGGAUUUCCAAAGCCAGCUCACUACAGAGGAAGGGCAGAGCUGGACGUUGCAGACCAGGAAUCUGCUUCCAUCUCUUCAGCCGCCUCAGGUUUAACAACAUGCUGGAUUAUCAGGUCCCCCAGCUACUGAGAAUGCCGUUGCAGGAGCUGUGUCUGCAUACCAAGCUGCUGGCCCCUAUCACCUGUACCAUUGCUGAGUUCCUGUCCAAAGCACCCGAACCUCCCCCUAUUCUCAUAGUAAAAAAUGCUGUGCAGAUGCUUAAGACCAUCGAUGCCAUGGACCCGUGGGAGGACCUGACGGAGCUGGGAUACCACCUCGCCGACCUGCCCGUGGAACCCCACCUGGGCAAGAUGGUGCUGUGUGCCGUGGUGCUUAAGUGCUUGGACCCCAUCCUGACCAUCGCCUGCACUCUAGCACACCGCGACCCCUUUGUGCUGCCUUCACAGGCAUCCCAGAAGAGGGCAGCCAUGCUGUGCCGCAAGCGCUUUACCGCGGCAACCUUUAGCGACCACAUGGCUCUGCUACGAGCCUUCCAGGCGUGGCAGAAGGCCCGCAGUGAUGGCUGGGAGAGAUCCUUCUGUGAGAAAAACUUCCUGUCCCAGGCCACCAUGGAGAUCAUCAUAGGCAUGAGGACCCAGCUGCUAGGACAGCUCAGAGCAAUAGGGUUUGUGCGAGCGCGUGGUGGCGGAGACAUCCGGGAUGUAAAUCUGAACUCUGAAAACUGGGCAGUGGUAAAGGCGGCCCUGGUGGCAGGGAUGUACCCCAAUGUGAUCCACGUGGACCGGGAUACCUGCUCCAUCUCUGGGGUUAAGGAAAAGAAAGUCCGCUUCCACCCAACCUCUGUUCUCAGCCAACCACAGUACAAGAAGAUCCCCCCGGCCAAUGGUCAGGUGGCCGCCAUCCAGGCGCUCCCCACUGAUUGGCUCAUCUUUGACGAGAUGACAAGAGCGCACAGGAUUGCCAGUAUCCGCUGCUGUUCUGUAGUGUCACCUGUCACAGUAGCCAUUUUUGGAGGCUGCGCCAAGCUACCCAGCACCGCUUUGCAAGAUCCCACUGAACAAAAAGAUGAGGUUGUGAAUGAGAGCAGUGACAGCGAGAUGGAGGACCACUCCACCACCACCCACCUGGCCCAGAUGAAGAUUGACGAGUGGCUGAACUUUAAACUGGACCAAGAGGUAGCAGGCUUGGUGUUCCAGCUGAGACAGAAGUGGCAUGGGCUGUUCCUCAGGAGAAUCCGCUCCCCCUCCAAGCCAUGGUCCCAGCUGGAUGAGGCGACCAUACGAGCCCUGGUGUCGGUGCUUGGCUCAGAGGAGCAGUCUGCAGGCCUGCAGCAGCCCACAGGUAUUGGCCAGAGGCCCCGGCCAAUGUCUUCAGAUGAGCCGCCCCAGAUCCCCUCCUGGAAAAACCUCAACAGCAGGAGGAACCUUGCAGCAGGGGACAAUCCUAACCUCCCCAACGACCUCCAUCUCCUCCCCCCACAAGCUAGCAAUGACAGGUCUUCCUCCAGGUUAUCCCCUGCCCCUGUCCUCUUCCAGACCAAGCCCCACACCAGAGAAAAGGGCCCCUCCCUAUACUCCAAACGCUCUUCAGAGGACCAAUCUUCCACCAAGUCUACUGACUCCAUCAGCCUCCCAAGCCCCUGCAACAGCCCCUCGUCUACGUCAUCAGGAAAGUGUUCCAAGUCCCCCUCUCCACGGCCAGGCAGUGCGUCACUGCGCUACUUUAUAAUGAAGAGCAGCAAUCUUCGCAACAUUGAGAUCUCCCAGCAGAGAGGCAUCUGGUCCACCACACCGAGCAAUGAGCUGAAACUCAACAAAGCCUUCAUGGACUCUAGUCAGGUCUUCCUCAUCUUCUCAGUCCAGGGCUCAGGACACUUCCAGGGUUAUGCACGGAUGACAUCGGUCAUCGGCCAGGAGUGCUGUCAGGACUGGGGGUCUACAGGGCUUGGUGGGGUCUUCUGUGUGGAGUGGAUCUGCAAGGAGAGCCUCCCAUUCCAGUGUGCCCACCAGAUCCUCAACCCCUGGAAUGACAACAAGAAGGUCCAGAUCAGCAGGGACGGACAGGAGUUGGAGCCCCAGUCGGGUGGCCAGCUACUGCACCUAUGGGAGAGACUCUCAGGGAAAACACAACAGUACCUGCAACACGAGGUACAACUACAGGCCUCAUCACCAGACAUGACGGCAUUACACCUAAACUGAGUCCCUUACUCAUGCUGUGGUGUUUCCCUCCUGAGAGAGAAAGUGAUUAACCAAACUUGUUUUACGGAAUCAAAAGGUUAAUGUUCACUUACACUUUGCUAUUGAUUGGUUUGUACAAGCAAUGCUUUGACGAGGAAUAGUGGGUUGUGUAGUAAGUUAAUUCCACGUAGCCUCUCUCUUUAACCAUAACAUGCCCGACCGAGACAUUGAGGAUCUCCUAACUUAACAUGUCUAUUUAGCAUUACACCAGAAGAAAGGCUGAACUAUGUA
Messenger RNA from Osmerus eperlanus (European smelt), 4719 nucleotides. RefSeq names its product YTH domain containing 2 (gene ythdc2). NCBI's taxonomy places the organism in Eukaryota, Metazoa, Chordata, Actinopteri, Osmeriformes, Osmeridae. The record is from RefSeq and is a predicted model, not a curated record. The coding region runs from base 88 to 4449 and encodes 1453 amino acids. The transcript is spliced from 31 exons. Gene Ontology annotation, cellular component: intracellular anatomical structure. Gene Ontology annotation, molecular function: RNA binding; protein binding; ATP binding.